AUGGCGACCCACAGGGAGUCUACUAUGGGGGAUUUUCAAGAUGCUUCCAUGCCAAUCGCUAUUGUUGGCAUUGGAGGCAGGUUCCCGGGCGAAGCCACGAACCCAGAUCGACUGUGGGACAUGGUGUCUAGUGGUCGGAGUGCUUUGACUGAAGUCCCCAAGGAUAGAUUCAACAUUGAUGCGUUCUAUCAUCCUCAUGCGGAGCGUCAAGGCACCAUGAAUGUCAGAGGAGGGCACUUCCUCAAGGACGAUGUCGCUCUAUUCGAUGCUCCAUUUUUCUCUAUCACAGCCAAAGAGGCACACGCGAUGGAUCCCCAGCAAAGGCUUGCCCUUGAGGUAGCAUAUGAGGCUCUUGAGAAUGGGGGUAUGCGAAUGGAAGAUGUUCUGGGGUCUUCCAUCGCUUGUUACAUGGCUUCCUUUACACGAGACUACGCCACACUACGCGGUCAUGAUGCGGAAGAUAUUCCGAUGUAUGAAGGCACUGGUAACGGUUCGGCCAUGAUUUCCAACAGAAUAUCGUGGUUCUUUGACCUUAAAGGCCCCAGUCUGAGUUUAGACACUGCGUGCUCCUCAUCUCUGGUGGCACUACAUCUUGCUUGUCAGAGUAUUCGAACAGGGGAGAGUAAAUGUGCCAUGGUGGGAGGUACUAAUCUGAUUCUUAUGCCUGAAAUGCAAACGGCAAUGACAUCUCUUCACUUUCUAAGCCCAGACAGCAAGUCUCAAUCUUUUGAUCACAAGGCUAAUGGAUAUUCAAGAGGCGAGGGGGCCGCCGUGGUUGUGAUCAAGCCACUUGCAGAUGCAAUUAAGGAUGGAAACACUAUCCGGGCUGUCAUUAGAGCGACGGGUGUGAACCAAGAUGGUAAAACACCAGGUAUUACACUACCCUCAGCUCAGGCACAAGAAGACCUCAUUCGAUCCACCUAUGCGGCAGCUGGCUUGCCCUUUGAUCAAACAGGAUACUUUGAGGCACAUGGAACAGGUACACCAUCUGGGGAUCCGCUUGAGUGUGCAGCGAUCGGGGCCACUAUUGGCGCCAGCCGUCCGAAGGACAGCCCCCUCCUUGUUGGGUCUAUCAAAACCAAUAUCGGACACAUGGAGGGGGCCAGUGGUCUGGCUGGAUUGAUCAAGGCUGUAUUUGCCUUGGAACGAGGCCUUAUUCCACCAAACCUCUGGUUUGAAAAGGCCAAUCCUCGUAUCCCGCUGGCUAAAUGGGGCUUGGAUGUUCCGACAAGGCUGCAGCUGUGGCCAACAGAAGGCCUACGCCGUGCGAGUGUCAAUUCCUUCGGAUACGGUGGCACCAAUGCGCACUGCGUGCUGGAUGACGCCUACCAUUAUAUGAAGCAACGCUCACUGGAAGGAUCACACAACACAAGCGAGUUCCCCAGUAUAAUGGAGAGCGAAGGCAGCACGACCUCUGAUGAUCUCAGCGCUAGCGCCGGUACUACCUCUCCAGGCAACAGAAAGGAGCCUUCAACCCCAGAAUCAGAGCUUGAGGAUUUGAAAUUAGCCGAUCCAACUUUACUCCUGCGUCCUAAGCUCAUUAUGUGGACAUCUCAUGAGCAGGCUGGCAUUGAUCGAACUGCGACACAGCUGAUGCAAUAUUUGGCCAGCCAGGAUGAGACGGAUCCCAGUCUGUUCGCUAAUCUAUGCCAUACUCUUUCGACAGGACGCAGCCAGUUUCCCUGGAAGACUUACACAGUAGCCUCAACGAUCGAAGAACUUUCAUCGUCACUAACGGGCGGCUCCCAUCCGAAACCAGUGAGGUCAUCUCAAUCUCCGACGCUUUGCUUCGUCUUCACCGGCCAAGGUGCCCAAUGGUAUGCAAUGGGGCGCGAGUUACUAUCGUAUGAAACUUUUAGAAGCAGUUUAGAUGAUGCGAGCGGGUUCAUGAAAGAACUUGGAAGCGAGUGGGACCUCCUUGCCGAACUCAGCGCAUCAAAGGAAGAGUCUAGAAUCAAUGAAUCUGCAGUCAGUCAACCGGCGUGCACUGCCCUGCAGAUCGCGCUUGUUGAUCUUCUGGGAGAGUGGAGCAUUACUCCAUCGGUUGUUGUUGGCCAUUCUAGCGGAGAGAUUGCAGCCGCAUAUGCUAAAGGCGCCAUCUCACGUCGUCAGGCGUGGACAAUUGCUUACCAUAGAGGUCGUCUCUCAAGCACUCUACAGAAAGAGGGUGCCAUGCUUGCCGUUGGGUUGGGAGAGAGAGAAGCCCUGCCCUUCAUUUUGCAGGUUCCCCAGAGCAGCGGUGAAGUUGUAGUUGCCUGUGUCAACAGUCCCUCCAGCGUAACCUUGUCUGGGGAUGUGACCGCGAUCUCUGACAUCCAAGCGCUUUUGGAUAGUGAGAAGAUCUUUAACAGAAGACUGGCCGUCAAGACGGCCUAUCACUCUCCGCAUAUGAAGGCACUGGAAAGCGAUUACUUGCAAGCGCUGGCAGAUAUCUCCCCAGGAGAUUCAUCCAGCCGACGGCCCACUACGAUGUUCUCUUCAGUCACGGGUAACAUUGUUGACGACACCGCUCUUGCCAGUGCUGAAUACUGGACAUCAAAUAUGGUCAACUGCGUAAAGUUCAGCCAAGCUAUGCAAAAUGUGAUUGAAUUCAAUCUCAGCAAGCGCCGCACGGCCGGAAAAGCUCAAUAUGUUAACAUACUCAUCGAGAUUGGACCUCAUGCGGCACUUCAGGGCCCAUUGAAACAGAUAUUGGACGCAAACCGGGACAAGCUAAAGCGAGAUGUCGUUUAUACAUCUAUAUUGCAACGAAAUACGGAUGCUCUGCGGAGUUGUGUCGAUGCGGUAGGAAAGCUAGCUCAGCGCAACUAUCAUGUUGACAUUGCCAAAUUGAAUGAAGAGACCUCAGCUUCCGGUGAGAAGCCGCGUCUUCUUACUGAUCUGCCACCAUUUUCGUGGAAUCACUCUACACGAUACUGGUACGAGUCGGCGCUGUCUGCGGCAUUCCGACACCGCAGGCUGCCUCGCUUUGAUCUGGUUGGAGUACGCACCGAACACUCAAGUGAUGUUGAGCCUUGUUGGAUGAACUAUUUACGAGUCUCAGAAGCUCCCUGGAUUGAGCACCACAAAGUUCAAGGCACCAUCCUAUAUCCUCUGUCUGGAAUGAUGGUCAUGGCAAUCGAGGCGGCCCGUCAAGUAGCUGAUGAGACCAAGGAAAUCGAUGGAUUCCAGAUCCGGGAUGUUUCUGUUGGGAAAGCAAUGGUGCUUGCGCCUGAUGCCCCGACCGAGACGAGAAUUCAGUUUAGACCACGAAGGAUGGGAACUCGAUUGCCAGAUGCCUCCUGGAACGAGUUUACCAUUUCGUGCAGAAGUCGCCAAGGGGUUUGGACGCAGCAUUGCACAGGCCUCAUUGCCAUCAAAUACGUGAUGGAGCAUAAUCAGACCUUCUACGAUGAAGAUACCUCUCUGUCGGUGAGGCAUCGUGAGGAAUACAAGAGGCUAUGCAAUGCAGGUUUCAAACCUGACGACCCGCGUCAGGUUUACGCUUCGUUAGCUGAGCUUGGACUUCAAUGGGGACCUACCUUCACAGGGCUGGUCCACAUAAGCUCGGGCGACUAUGAGGCCCACUGUGAACUCGAGGUUCCCGAUACCAGAAAGUUCAUGCCGGAGGGCUUUGAAUAUCAGCAUGUAAUUCACCCUGCGACGUUGGAUAACUUCAUCCAGAUGGUGAUUCCGGCUUGUACACCCGCUGGUGUUCAGCUAGAGAAGGCCAAGAUCCCGAGAUUUAUCGAAGGACUCUACAUUUCCAACAAGAUCAGCUCAAAGCCCGGCACCAGAUACUAUGGGUACUCGAAAUCCAAGCAUUAUGGCUUCAACGAGUCUGUUGGAACCAUUGUUGCUUCAGACGAAACCUGGGAGAAGCCACUGGUGAUCAUUGAGGGCUGCAGGAUUAUUUCCCUAGAGAACAUGGCCCAAGAUCUUUCUUCCGAUUCCAGCUCUGCGAAUUUGUCCCUGCGAAAGCUGGGUUCUAAUCCUGAAUGGAACAUCGACAUUGAGCAUCUUCCUAUUGACGAGGCUCAAAGACUUUUAGCCCCAUACGGAACAAUCAUCCCCGACGUUGAUACAAACAUGAUUCGCGAUCUAGAACUUGCUUCAUUUAUCCUUUGCAAACGAACAAUCCGCGAAUUUUCCGGAUCGAGUACAGAGACUUUCUCUCCUCAUCACCGUUUCUUCUACGAAUACAUGGAGCACCGGUUUAAACUCGGCGAACAGGGCAUGCUGGACUGUCAAAGACCGGAAACAGACGGCAUUGACUGGCUGAAGACGACCGAAGAGUUUGAUGACGCCGUUCUGGAGCGAGUCUCCGGAGCAUCCAUCGAUGGCCGACUUCUCUGUCACCAGGGGGCUCAUUUCAGCGAGAUCUUGCGCGGAGAGCUGGAACCUCUCCAAGUGCUAAUGCAGGACAACCUGCUAACGCAAUACUAUCGCAAUGCGCUAGGGACAAACAAAUGGAACCCCAUUAUCGCCAAAUAUGUGCAGCUCAAAUCGCAUAAAAAACCAUUGAGGAUCUUCGAGGUGGGUGCAGGCACAGGAGGUACCACUAGCGUGGUGCUGUCAGCACUCGGCCAGCGAGAAGAGGCUGCUUCAAGGUUAGAACGAUACACAUUUACUGACAUCAGUGGUGGCUUCUUUGGAGCGGCGGCUGCUGACUUCGACGAAUGGGCACCGUUCCUGGAGUAUAAGAUCGUGGAUAUCGAGAAGGAUCCUGCACAGCAGGGCGUGUCAACCGGCACCUAUGACCUAGUCAUUGCUAACAACGUCUUGCACGCAACAAAGUCUAUCAGUGCCACAUUGGCUCAUUGCAGGGAAAUGUUGCGACCUGGCGGUGUCUUACUGCUCGGCGAGCUUACCACAACGCUGGCCAGAGUGCCCAUGAUUUUUGGUACCCUCUCCGGAUGGUGGAACGGUGAAAACGACGGUCGCAAAUGGGGUCCCAGACUUACUGAAGCGCAGUGGGAUGCGCAGCUGCGUGAGCAGGACUUCAGUGGUCUGGAUUUAUGCUUCCGCGAUCACAGCACCGAUGAUUACUCGAUCUCGCUUAUGAUGUCCACGGCAAAUCCCCCACCAGUUUCAAGAAUUCACGAUGACGUUGUAAUAGUCGUUCCGCCGAACAGCAACGCUUCCGUGAACAAUGUUGCUUCGAAGCUGGCCAAUGCGCUGGCAUCACAGCUGUCGAGCGUCAGCAUCCUAACACUCUCUGAGGCUGCCGCCGUCGACCUUGCCAAUACAACUACGAUUGGACUCCUCGAGGCAGAUACCCCGUUCCUACAGACAGUAGACGCAACGGGCUUCGAACAAAUGAAACACGUGUUGCUCGGAUCCAAGAAGACUCUCUGGAUCACACGAGGAGGCGCAAUCGACAGUCCUGAGCCUGCUGCAAAUCUCAUUGCUGGUCUUGGUCGAACAAUCCGAGCCGAAGUUCCAAGUUUCCUCCUCACGACACUUGACCUGGACCCUCUUGCCCCAAUCGAGGAUGAUGAGACUGUGGCUUUCAUCGAGCAUGUGCUUCACUCCACAUCACUAGAGGAAUCCGCGGGGUGCCCAGAUUGGGAAUAUGCAGUUCGCGAAGGGCGCAUCCACUCCCUUCGACUGACUCCAAACAAGACGUUGAAUGCCAUGUUUGAGGCCAGCAAAACUGACCAUCCCCCAGAGAUACUCCCAUUCCACCAGGCUGACCGAGCCCUUGCUCUAGCCAUCAAGACCCCAGGAAUGCUAGACACGUUCCAGUUUGUCGAUGACGAGGAAUACGCGAAACCUCUUGGCAGCGGGGAGGUUGAGGUGGAAGUCAAGGCUGUGGGUAUGAACUUCCACGAUGUUAUGAUCUCGAUGGGUCAGAUUGCAGACACCGAUCUUGGUGUCGAGUGCAGCGGCGUAGUCACUCGAGUCGGUGACGCUGUAACCAAGUAUCAACCCGGUGACCGCGUCAUUACCUUCCGACUGGGCUGCUUCAGGACCUUCCUGCGCAAUCCCGAAGAGAUGUUUGAGCUCGUGCCGGAUACACUUUCUUUCGAAGAGGCUGCAUCCAUCCCCUGUGUCUAUUCCACCGUGUACUAUUCGCUGUUCUACGUCGCUCGAUUGAGCAGAAACGAGACAGUCCUGAUACACGCCGCGGCGGGUGGUCUCGGGCAGGCUGCAAUCAUUCUGGCGCAGCAUAUUGGCGCAGAGAUAUUUGUCACUGUGUCUUCUGAUACUAAGAAGAAAUUCCUCAUGGAUACCUACGGCAUCCUGGAAGAUCACAUUUUCAACAGCAGAGACUAUAGCUUUGCUGCGGGCAUCAAGCGCAUGACAAACCAGAAGGGGGUCGACGUUGUUCUGAAUUCUUUGGCAGGGGAGGCGCUACGUCAGACAUGGCUUUGCGUCGCGCCCUUCGGUCGCUUUAUUGAGCUGGGAAAGAGAGAUAUCGUUGGAAACACCGGUAUAGACAUGAGUCAAUUCAUGCACAACAUCACAUUUGCCGGUGUGAACAUGCUAUCAGUCUACCGUGACAACGUCCCCCUCUUCAGCCGCAUCAUGAGCGAUGUGAUGAAGGCUUUGGAUCAGGGAAUCAUCCGUCCGGUGCAACCACUGCAAAUCAUGGACUACAGUCGUAUUGAGGAAGCGUUCCGAAUCAUGCAAUCUGGAAAACAUAUUGGAAAGAUGGUUCUCACUGCUGGCCCUGAUAAUCUCGUGCCGAUUGUGCCAUCGAAGAUAAAAGCCUACUCAUUCUCGCAGACUGCCACAUACUUAAUCCCUGGUGGUUUGGGAGGCCUUGGUCGAUCCAUCGCUUCCUGGAUGGCGGAUCAAGGCGCCAAACAUAUUGUCUUCACAAGUCGAUCAGGAGCGACAAAGCCAGAAGCUAAGAAGCUUGUUGAGGAGCUUCACGCGCGCGGUGUCAACACACUUGCAUAUGCUUGUGACAUUAGCGAUGCGAAUCAGCUGCGAGAUAUCAUUGCGGAUGUCAAAACCAAUCAUUUCCCUCCUAUAAAGGGAGUCAUUAACUGCGCGAUGCAGCUUCAGGACGUGCUCUUUGAGAAUAUGACCGUCGAAGACUUCAACGCUGCCAUUUCGCCAAAGGUCCUCACCACCAAGAACUUGCAUGAACUUUGCCCGAAGAACAUGGACUUCUUCGUCUGUCUCUCCUCCACGGGAGGCAUUGUAGGCUCCCGGGGCCAGGGUAAUUACAACGCUGGAAACACAUACCAAGAUGCAAUGGCCCACUUCCGCCGAUCUCAGGGAUUACCUGCAACAAGCAUCAACCUUGGCGUUGUGCUCGGCGUCGGUAUCACAGCGGAGCGUGGUGAGAUCCUAUCCUAUCUCAAGACAGGCGCAAUGAUAGGAAUCCACGAGCAAGAGGUCCUAGCGGUAAUCCAAGCCGCCAUUUCAGGACAGAUGCCGGCUCAGGCUGUCGUCGGACUAGCCACGGGAGGCCACUUGGAGAAAAACGGACACGAUGAUCCAUUCUGGUUCAGCGAGGCUCGGUUCGGUCCACUUCGCGUCUUCGACACCCAAGAAUUGCAAGCACAGUCCGGGGGCAGCGGCGGUGACUCUGCUGCCGAUCUCGAGGCUGCGCUGCGAGGUGCUGCGACACUUGCUGAGGCGGCUGAUGCUGUGUGUGUGGCGCUCGUACGCAAAUUGGCUAAGGCGAUGAUGAUGGAGUUGGAGGAUUUGGAUCCCAGCCGACCGGCAAAUUCGUAUGGUGUUGACAGUCUUGUUGCUGUUGAGAUCCGGGCUUGGGUGUUCAAGGAGGUUAAGAGUGAUGUGUCGGUGUUUGACAUCUUGAGCAACAAGCCACUGGCUUCGCUUGCCGGCACGAUUGCAGCAAAGUCCACUCUGCUGUCAGCAUCGAUUCAGGGCGUUGAGGGGUAUAUGUAG
Molecule: messenger RNA, 7851 nt
Organism: Penicillium paradoxum
Lineage: Eukaryota; Fungi; Ascomycota; Eurotiomycetes; Eurotiales; Aspergillaceae
Product: type I polyketide synthase
Exons: 16
Coding region: 1-7851 (2616 amino acids)
Biological process (GO): secondary metabolite biosynthetic process; fatty acid biosynthetic process
Molecular function (GO): oxidoreductase activity; phosphopantetheine binding; 3-oxoacyl-[acyl-carrier-protein] synthase activity
Source: RefSeq, a predicted model, not a curated record